GUCAGUUAUUCCGAUUAGAGCCUCACUCAAUUGCGGGAAAGCUUGCCAACCACAAGCCCGCAAUUAGCAACAAACGCUCCCUCGACCUAUUCCGCUCUCCUUCGCUCCCCAACGCCCGCCGAUCACACACGACGAGAAACACGCCCGCGCCCACCAUGUCGAGCAAGUACGCCUUCAGCAAGGGCCUGCGCGAGGUCCGCUUCCUCUUCUGCCAGUCCUCGGAGCAGAGCGCGGCUGUUCGAUCAUUCAUCACCAGGGCCUACCCAACCAUGAAGCGCAACAACCCCAGCAUUCCCAUCCUCAUCCGCGAGGCCGCUGGCACCCAGCCCAAGAUCUACGCCCGAUACGAGCGCGGAACCGAAAAGUCCCACUCCCUCGAGGGCCUGACUGAUAAGCAGAUCGAGGAUACCGUUACCGGCUUGGUCCAACAAUGAGCGUGACAUGGGGAAAGAGAAAUUGGAAUGGAAUAGAGUUGCCGGAUCGGUUUACGACGGCCAUGUAUAUAUGGGGUGAAAAAUCAAGCAUUGUACCACCACCAAGCAUCACGACGCUUCCGUUUCGCUAGCCCAGCUUUACAGCACACAAUGCGCCGAGUGAGAAUACCAGGGGUAUCAAUUAGACUGGUCACCAUCGAUCCCACAGUUUUGGAUGGAUGCACCUAAGACCCUUUAACGCAUGAGAGGCGCACAUUUACUCAAAGUCUCGCAUGAUCCCAGCAUCAUCAUCAUCAUCAGGUUUUGCAAGAACAUCUUACAACAAUCAAACA
Messenger RNA from Ilyonectria robusta, 766 nucleotides. RefSeq names its product thioredoxin-like protein. The record is from RefSeq and is a predicted model, not a curated record. The coding region runs from base 156 to 434 and encodes 92 amino acids. Lineage: Eukaryota; Fungi; Ascomycota; Sordariomycetes; Hypocreales; Nectriaceae. The transcript has 3 exons.